GUCACUGUUUGGAGCUCCGUGAGCUGUCAGACGAUUCGCGAAAUCUGAGAAUCGAAAUUAAAUAAGUUUUCUUGAGCAAAAAUGGCCAAUAAAACCGAGAGUAGUCCUAGAGUCAGCACAGAAAAGGUACCCUUAGAGACUGAUGAAGGUAUAAUGGAGAGUGAAGAGCGGAAAUGGGGCAUACCUUUAAAAGACAUGUAUAAACAAGGGCUCGCCUUUUACAAAGAUAAGGAAGGAAAAGCUCUACACCUAAGCUAUGAAGACAGGUUAAAGCUUGUAGCCUACACUCAGCAAGCGGCACAUGGCACUUUGGACCUGAAUUCCGCUCCACCCUUAGGAGUUCUGGAUGUGAUAGGGCGAGACCGGCGGGCAGCAUGGCAUGCACUUGGCAACAUUACUCAAGUACAAGCUAUGGCAGGCUUCUUACACACUCUAGAAAGAUUAUGUCCUUUAUUUAAACCAUAUGUGGAAGCUUUACAAAAGGAUUUUGAGGCUAAGAAACAACAGGAGGAAAAGAAACAGAAAGAGGAAAAAGCAACCACAGAUCUCCAAAACAGAAUAAUAGAAGAGAAACAAAAGCAACAAAGUACCAAAUUAACGGAAGAGCAGCAAGUUCAGAAAAUCAAAGAUGCUCUCAAUUCCCAAACCUAUGACCAGUUCUUACAAUAUGCACAACAACAGUUCCCUGGUAACUUCGACCAGCAAGCCAUCCUCAUCAGGCAGCUGCAAGACCAGCACUACCAGCAAUACAUCCAGCAGCUGGCGGUGGACCAGAGGCUCGCCAACUCCAAUAUAAAGACCUCGGACAGCUUGGACAAGGAUAAUGGGAAUGAUGAGAAAAAUGAGGACAGCGGUGAUUGGGACACAUCAGAUUUGGAUAAUAAGAAUACAUCUGUAGCAUCAGAAACUGAACCCUCUCUAAUUCGACCUGAGGACGAGGCAACAGAUCUUUUGGCGCACAAAGAAGAAACGAAAGCUGAUGAUGAAUCAGAUGACGAUGACAUAUUCCCACCCGUAGAAGAGGCGAACAUGUGGACGCGGGGCGAGAUAAGCGUGUUCAAAGAGUCGGCCCGCGCGGGCGGCGGGCGGCUCACGGUCGGGCACGGCGAGACCGUCACCGUGCGAGUGCCCACGCACCAGCGCGCCAAGUGCCUCUGCUGGGAGUUCGCCACCGACAACUAUGAUAUAGGUUUCGGUUUAUACUUCGAGUGGAGUAAAUCGCCUACAAGCGAAGUCACCGUCCACGUCUCGGAGAGCGACGACGAAGAUGAUGCCGACGACGAUGGUUACGGCGAUGAAGAAUACACAGUGACGGAAGGAGGCCUGGACCCGGAAAUGGGCCCGGAGCGGCGCGCGCUGCAGCACCAAAGGCCGCCGGUCAGCAUCGUCGUGCCCAUAUUCCGCAGGGACUGUCAUACUGAGGUAUACGCCGGUUCGCAUACGUACCCCGGCGAAGGAGUUUAUCUACUAAAAUUCGACAACACGUACAGCUUAUGGCGAUCAAAAACUCUUUACUACAAAGUAUACUACACGCAGUAAAAAAUAAAUUAUUUUAAUAGAACCAUGACAAAUUAUAAAAAGGAAAUCGUUUAUAAAAGAUUGUUUAUAUUUAAUCAAGUUAUGAGACUUACUCAUACUGCCAGUAUUUGUGAUGAUUUCUAGCAAACGGUAUAAUUGAUUGGUUGGCAAUAAUUCUCGAUGCAUCUAUAUGCAGGUAGCGAAUUUGUACCUUUUGACUGAGAACGACACAUUUGUUAAUAUAAUUUUACAGUAUAUAUGGCGCUACUUUACCGCCCUAGGGCGGGAUUAAGGACAAUACGUUCCUAUGUCAAAAAUUUAAAGGGCCAUAUGUACUGUAAAACGUUGUACAAUACACGUGCGAAAAGGUAAUGCGCAACUCGUGUCGAUUUAAAACACUCCCUACUUUUCGCACUUGUUUUGUAAUGUACUCUUAAAGUGCAAUAUGAAUUAAAUGAAUGUUUAGUUUCAUUUCGAGCUUAUUUGAAUGCCAUCAUAAGAUAACGCAAAUGGGAAAACUGAAAUACUUAAUCUUCUAGUCCUGAUGCAAUUUUCAUACAGCCUCAAGAACCUUAGAUGCAAACUGGAGAUUCUGUUUGGCACAUUCCGAGGAGGCACGUGGCGUUGUAUGAAGCUUGAAACUCUUUAUUAAUUUACUCGUCUCUACUGAAAUUGUAAUUAGCAGUUUAAUUACCUACUCUUAAAUUACAAAACGCUAGAGUUAGACCAAGGUAAGUCUGCAACGAUUUUGAUAGCACGUUUAGUGCAAGUGUGUCAUAAUUUGAUAGAAUUUUGACAUUUAAAAUAACACUUGCACUGCGUGUGCUAUCAACAUCGAUGCAGACUUCUCAUGGUCUAACUAUAUUACUGUCGGAAGGCUGCACCCAUAAUGUUUUAGAUGGAGUUACUUUUUGUGAGUUUUAUUUAAGUGGGUAACGUAUGCGGUCGAAAUAGCUAUGUACUACGCCUGUAAAAGGGGUAAUUAAUAUUUAUUAAUGAAGUUAAAUAAAUUCAUUUUGGUAGUAUUUUCUUGUAAAAAAAUAUCGAAUGAUCUAAGCAACUUGAAAAACGAUUUUAUUAUUUUAAGCUUUAUAUAUAUUUAAAUUGUUCCUACGUAGUUUAAUUUAUUUAAUGUUUCUUAAUCGUAGCCAUCGUAAAGGUUACCGUUAGGUUCCCAGAUGUUACCACCAAGUUGCAAACAACAGCUGUAUUUUUUCUCAUGUGUUAGCGCUGGUAAAAAUCAAGCACCGGUUAAACCAGAAAUGUACAUAAUACAUUCUUAUUCUUCCCAAUAGUUCCCAGUAGUAACAGUCGAGAAAAAAAUCACUUCAUCAUCUUGGUGACAACAUUUGCGAAUAAGCCUAUUCGCCUAAUUUGUCCAAGUCUCAAUACACUUACACUUAGUUUAAUCUUUGCACAUGUCUGUUAUUUUUAAUAUCCAUUAGUUUAGAUACUCACUUACAUUAACGCUUUAGCAUAUCCAUUAUAUGUAUGUACGUUUAUAUAUGUACUAUGUUCUCAAGAAAUAAUGUACUUUCGAACUCGUUUUCAAACUCACGAAUGACGGGUAUGCUGCAUUGUAUUGUAUAUCGGUCUCAAUUAAUUAGCCUAAAUUAUUUGCCAUGAAAACUAUCAACUACCUACCAAUUUACCUACUGACAGCAUCAAAUAUAUCUAACUGACUAUUCGUGGUUUACAAAUAUUAUAUGUGACGUUAUCUAUGAAAAGGGACCUUAUUGUCGAUGGCGCUAACGCCAUUAUUAACGACGCUCCGAUAUAAAUACAAUGUUGCGCGACGCUGUGCGGCGUAAGCGCCAUCGACAAUAAGGUCCCUUUUCAUAGAUAGGUAAUGCUCCAUAAGUCCAUAUGUUUAUAUGAUUUCCAAAAACGUUCACUAAUGAUUUGUUAAGUUCGGGUCUGUUAGGGUUCCUUCUUUAUAUUACGGGAUUUUUCUGAUCUUUAAACUUUAAAUAUGAGAAUCAGAUUGACCUAGCUUUACUUACUUAGUUAUAAGUGUUAUAAGUAAAGUUUUGUGGCCAGAAGCAUCCUGUAUAUUAAAAUUAUCACGUAUUAUAAGUAUGUAAAGAGAUAAAAUUUUAUACAAACAUGGUUACCCGCAACAAUAGAUAGCCAUUAUCGUCGUACCGAAAAAAGGGACCUUGGGUAAUUGGAUCUUCUUACAUUAUGAAGCAUCGCUUUGUAUGAAACAUGUAUCGUUAACACUUUGAUCGCCACAGUUUUUUUUUAAUUAUAAUUUAGGAGUUUAGAGAAAAUCCUGUACCUAUCAUAUUCUCCAGGAUAUCCCGGGGGAACCGCCACAGACAUGCACAGUACAGUAUCACAUUAACCUUCAUGCAUUCCAAGAGGCGUGGCGUUCAAAGUGUUAAUAGUAGCGUUAGCACCAACCACCCCAUGGUUUCUUUUUUCAUGAAACGACAAGUAUGAUUCAUACGAUCUGAGCGAGGUAGCGGAGUGGAAUGCAAUGAAAAAAUCCAUUAACAGGAACGUCAAUAGAAACGCACCAAUAGGAGCUCGUUGUCGCACUGCUCCACUACCUCUCUCAUCUCUGGGCUAUAACGCCUAUAACCGAGAAAAUCGAAGUUCUUAAAUUUUGAAAAACUGUCUCUGUCACUCUAAUUACGCCUUUAUUGGAGUCAAAGAGGAGUUCAAGGUUAAAAUCGAAGUUCUUACAUUUCGAACAACUGUCUCUGUCACUCUAAUUACGCCUUCAUUGGAGUAUAAUUUGCGAACUUCGGUUUUCACGGUACACCCACACAGUCACGAAUACUACAGAGUUUAAUAUUGAUGGUAGGUAUACAUAUUUUUACGUACCGGAUCAGAGGGAUAUAGAUAUAGUAUAUUUACAGAGGGUACUGGUGUAGUAUUCAAUGUGCCAUUAAGGGAACAAAACACAUUUGAAUGUAUCUUUUGAUUUGGGUUUACUUGAGAAUUAUUACAAUAUGUUUAACCCUUUCACCGUUAGCAAGGCACAUACAAGAAUAUCAGUUAUACUAACAUCUCUCAAUGUACAGUCAGCUGCAAAGAUAACUGGCACCCCCGCACGGUACGAACGCCCGCUUCUUUAGGCAUCAUUGGCGUUUACAGGGCUAUAUUUUUUUGUUCACUGGGAUUCUUGAAGAUUAUGUAUUAAAAAUAAUCUUACAUACAAAUAUGUGAAAAGAAAGAAUUUUCUAUGAAAAAAGAUUGUCGAUGGCGCUUACGCCAUUAUUAACGAUGCUCCGAUAUAAAUACAAUGCCGCGCACCGCUGCGCGGCGUAAGCGCCAUCGAUAAUAAGGUCCCUUUUCAUAAAUAGGUAAUGCCCCAUAUUGUCAUGUCUGUAAUUAAGAACUGAUGAUGACAUGCAGCUGACAAAAACACCAAACUACGCUAUGGUUAAUAUAAACAAAAGUCAUCAAGUUCAAACAAAAAAAAAACAUCGAUUUCAUUCAAAAUGCAUGGUACAGCUUGGCAAAAAAAAGUAGAAAUUAAAAAGUGGCAACACUGUAGUGUCGUCCCUUUCAAACCAAUAACCACUACCCAACAUAACCAAUUUCAAUAAGAAAACGGGACGACACUACGUGUUGCCACUUUUUAAUUUCUACUGUUUUUUGCCAAGCUGUAAUUUCAACAUUGAAUCAUCUAUGUCGACUAGUCUCUGAUAUUUCAGAAUUUAACCAUUCAAGAAAUCCCUUAUAAAUCUGUGUUCUUAUUUAUUGACUAGUAUUUAGUAAAAUGAUCGUAUAGUAUUAUCAAUAGCAUUUUUAACGUAUAGUGAUGUUAGUUGCAUAUUAUACAUGAAUGUUAGAACUUAGCAUUGUGUUUAUACAUGUAAUUUAUAACAGUAAUUUGAUUAUUUUGUUGUAUUAUAUUAUGUUAAAUUUCUGUCGUUAGUAGUAUCAGGUCUAAGUAUAUUUACAAUCAUUGUGCAAUGAAAAAAUAAAAAUAUAUAAAAAAUAAUAAUUGUUAUGCCCCUCCCAGUGUCUAUGAAAGUUCCGAGACAAUUAUUUAAUAAAUUAUAACACAUA
Messenger RNA from Cydia splendana, 5544 nucleotides. RefSeq names its product Golgi resident protein GCP60. Lineage: Eukaryota; Metazoa; Arthropoda; Insecta; Lepidoptera; Tortricidae. Gene Ontology annotation, cellular component: Golgi membrane. Bases 82 to 1539 code for a protein of 485 amino acids. Gene Ontology annotation, molecular function: fatty-acyl-CoA binding. The record is from RefSeq and is a predicted model, not a curated record. The transcript is spliced from 11 exons.